This is a messenger RNA of Exophiala aquamarina CBS 119918, 867 nucleotides long. RefSeq lists its product as uncharacterized. The record is from RefSeq and is a predicted model, not a curated record. Gene Ontology annotation, molecular function: carboxy-lyase activity; hydrolase activity. Gene Ontology annotation, biological process: secondary metabolic process. NCBI's taxonomy places the organism in Eukaryota, Fungi, Ascomycota, Eurotiomycetes, Chaetothyriales, Herpotrichiellaceae. The coding region runs from base 1 to 867 and encodes 288 amino acids. The transcript is spliced from 2 exons. Gene Ontology annotation, cellular component: cytosol; cytoplasm.
AUGUUCCCCCAGUCCGUGGUAGACAAUCUCCUGGAUCUCGGCGACACGCGUAAGAAGAUGAUGAAACGCGGUAACAUGAGCAUGCAGGUGGUCUCGCACAUCCCGGCCGUCGAGCCGCCUGAGAUCUGCCGCGCAGUGAAUGACCAGCUGUAUGAAGCUGUGCAAGCGAGCAGCGGCCGAUACCGUGGUUUCGCGUUCCUACCAAUGGGCACCCCCGAUGCAAUCCCAGCCGAACUCGAGCGAGCAGUCAAAGAGUUAGACUUUGUGGGCGCUUUGAUCCCCAACCACGCCUACGGGCAAUACUUUGACGACAAAGCGUACUGGCCGAUGUGGGAGAAGGCUCAGGAACUUGACGUCCCGAUCUACAUCCACCCAACACCUGCCGCGGACUUUGAGCGAUACGCAGGGAGCUAUGAUAAGACCGUUCAGACGUUGAUUGCAGGCCCUGCGCUGUGCUGGCACACUGACAUUGCUAUGCAUGUUCUGCGCCUCUAUGGUGCCGGCAUGUUCGACGCGUAUCCCAAGGUCAAGAUCAUUCUAGGCCACAACGGCGAGUCGGUGCCUUUCAUGCUGGACCGCAUCCACAAAUUCUUCACGCGGCGGUGGGGAGGAAACGAGCGCGACUUCCUGACGGUGUGGAACGAGAACUGCUGGAUCACCACAAGUGGCAUGUUCCACAUGGGCCCGCUGGAAUGCUGUUUGAAGAUGUGCAAGCCCGACCGCGUCAUGUACAGCCUUGAUUAUCCGUUUGAGGACCCGAAAGAAGGUCUAGAGUUCAUGGAGGAGCUCGAGAAGAGCGGCUUGGUCUCAAAGGAACAGUUCGAAAUGAUAUGCUCGGGGAAUGCUAAGAAGCUGUUGCGCCUUUGA